Molecule: messenger RNA, 5897 nt
Organism: Mus caroli (Ryukyu mouse)
Lineage: Eukaryota; Metazoa; Chordata; Mammalia; Rodentia; Muridae
Gene: Elovl6
Product: ELOVL fatty acid elongase 6
Biological process (GO): fatty acid elongation, saturated fatty acid; very long-chain fatty acid biosynthetic process; sphingolipid biosynthetic process
Cellular component (GO): endoplasmic reticulum; endoplasmic reticulum membrane
Molecular function (GO): fatty acid elongase activity
Source: RefSeq, a predicted model, not a curated record
AGGGGGAGGAGAUUUCCCUGUAGACGAGUAAAAAGCGUGAUGGACAAACGUGCGGGCACUAAGACCGCAAGGCAUUCAUUUCCUCCUACGGUGGAUGCGGACGCUGGGAGGAGAGCCCCUGAGCUAGGAGCUGGGAGCAGAGGCGCAGAGAACUCGUAGCGACUCCGAAGAUCAGCCCCAAUGAACAUGUCAGUGUUGACUUUACAAGAAUAUGAAUUCGAAAAGCAGUUCAACGAGAACGAAGCCAUCCAAUGGAUGCAGGAAAACUGGAAGAAGUCUUUCCUGUUUUCUGCGCUGUACGCUGCCUUUAUCUUUGGUGGUCGGCAUCUGAUGAACAAGCGAGCCAAGUUUGAACUUCGGAAGCCGCUCGUGCUCUGGUCACUGACACUUGCCGUCUUCAGUAUAUUCGGUGCUCUUCGAACUGGUGCUUACAUGCUGUACAUUCUGAUGACCAAAGGCCUGAAGCAGUCAGUUUGUGACCAGAGUUUUUACAAUGGACCUGUCAGCAAAUUCUGGGCUUAUGCAUUUGUGCUCAGCAAAGCACCCGAACUAGGUGACACGAUAUUCAUCAUUCUGAGGAAACAGAAACUGAUCUUCCUGCACUGGUACCACCACAUCACUGUGCUUCUGUACUCCUGGUACUCCUACAAAGACAUGGUCGCUGGGGGUGGUUGGUUCAUGACUAUGAACUANGGCGUGCAUGCCGUCAUGUACUCUUACUAUGCCUUGCGGGCUGCGGGUUUCCGAGUCUCCCGGAAGUUUGCCAUGUUCAUCACCUUGUCCCAGAUCACUCAGAUGNUGAUGGGCUGUGUCAUUAACUACCUGGUCUUCAACUGGAUGCAGCAUGACAACGACCAGUGCUACUCCCACUUUCAGAACAUCUUCUGGUCCUCGCUCAUGUACCUCAGCUACCUUGUGCUCUUCUGCCAUUUCUUCUUUGAGGCCUACAUCGGCAAAGUGAAGAAAGCCACGAAGGCUGAGUAGUGUCAGAACUGAGGAGGAAGACAUAGCUCAGGGUCAUCACGAAAAAUCAUCGACAAAAGAAAAAUGGCACAAGGAAUCACAUAUGGUGCAGCUAAAACAAAAACAAAACAUACGUAGGAGCAGACACGAAGCCCAAGGCAGCUUGGGAGUGAAGAUUAGGUUGUAAGUUUAUGAUCCUUUUCUGGGUGAGGACUCGCUGAGUGCAACUGUUAUCUCAAAGCACGGCUGCUGAAGGGACCCCUUCCCUCUGGCCUGUCAACUCUAGAACACACUAGAUGCAAAGGCAGCCACGGGCAAAGAGAUUAGUGGAAGGCCAGCAAAACACUGCAGGAAGCAGGUGGGGGAGGAAUCUACUCAGUCUUUUUGUUUUGUUUUGUUUUGUUUUGUUUUGUUUUUCUCUAAGGAUAAAGGAGUUUCCCCUUUUCAAACCAUGUGAGCACACACACACACACACACACACACACACACAAUCUUUUCAACACGAAACCAGAGCUGAAAGAAAAGAUAAACAUGGGAGAGACAGGGUUUAUAUCUGGGACAGCAAUGCUUUUGCAAAAGGCGAGGCCUUUUAAAGACAGGUUAGCUUGUAACUCCUUGAUAAAAGAUGUCUUAAUUAUUUUUACUGCAACUGAAAGUAAAAAGGUAGAGUCUUUCCCCUUCUGCACAGACAGCCUCAGGGCUUGUAUGUUUGCUACAACCAAACAGAGGACAAUACUUCCCCCAUGAUACUUUAUUACUGGGAGAAAGCUACCCCUGUAGUUGAAGCACCACACUGACAACUGUUAUUUCUGCUCUCCGAUGAGAAUUCAAGCAUCCGUUGUUCAGUUGCCCCCAAACUUUAGGACGGAGGAGUAAAUGCCGAAUUGAAAAGGAAGAAGCUCAACUGGUUGGCUUGAAAAUGGAAUCUUGUACCAUGUGUAACAAAUGCCAGCCCAUCGUCCCUGAGGAAGGGCUAUGGGAAGAGACUAGAGCCGAAGAUUCAUUCAAUGCAGACAGCGUGUUCACCUCCCUCCCUGUUCGACCUCACACAUAAUCCUGGCUUUCUAAAUGAGGCCCUGUGAUACACUCUGUGCUUUCUAUAUUUUUGUGACUUUCAAAAACAGAUCUGCAGGGCUCUGCCUGAUUUGGGGUAAACACUGUGUUUCUGCAGUCUCUGCAUUUGCUCCCGUAAGCAGUGCAGAGGCGUGAGAAGUGCCCUCUGCUGGCUUAGUGAGAAGCUUCAACAAACACUUCACAGUAGGUUGAAAUAGCUGACCACAAAGGGCCUGCGUAGAUUAAACCCUAAGUUCUAAGUGCUGUCAAACACCUGACAUAUAUUUGACCAAAUCAGAAGAGAGAGAGAACCUCUAUGCUUCAAGUAAGCGUCAUAAAUUUUUAAAGUGACUUUCACUUGAGAACUCAGAAAGUCAAUGUAUUAAGAGCCAUAUUCUGAAUGAAAGAAAGAAAGGAAGAAAGAAAGAAAGAAGCAAGCUAGACAAUGUUAUCUGUAAUAUUUCAGUCCUCUACAAGCCAAAUAAAUGUGUCGAUGUUCCUAAUAUUUCAAAGACGCAAUUACGUAAAGUUGUUCAAUGUGAUAUAAUAGUAUUCUAAUUGGUUAAGUAGUUUAAUGAUUAGGCAAACUAGCAGAAACAAUUAGAGGCUGCUACACCGCGUAGAUUAUACACACAUAGCCACGUACGCACAGAAGCGUGAGGUACACGGAGCUGUAAAGCUCAAACCAAUAGUAACACAAUUUUUGGCUAGCAGAAACUAUCACCUAUCUUCCUUUACUUGAGAGUGUACAGUAAAAGGGAUUUUUUUUUCAAAUUAUUUUUAUAUUAUUUUAGCUUUAAUUGUGCUGUCAUUCAUGAAACAGCUGCUCAGCCUUCCUGUGAGAGAUGACAUGGGUGUUUUCGUGUGGCUUGUUUAUGUGUGGAAUUGGAAAAGAAUAAAAUCUGAUUCCCUUCUGUGGGAAUGGGAUCAAGGGUAGACAAAAGACCCAUGUAGAUCAAGUCAACUGAACGACCAGGGAAGGGAGCCAGGCGGGGGCCGGAGUCAGCUGUGGCAUUCAUGUUACCAUUGUGUGGUGGCUGAUGAACGGGACAUGGUUGGAGGGGUGUUUUCUUACUUGGGGUAGAAGUUAACUGGAAAUGAAAGUCUAGAAGCCGCUCCGUCCAGUGGAGUCUUAGGGUGUACUUGUUCCUUCGAGCUUUGUAAAUGCACAAUAGUGUACAUUAAUAAGCCUUUCCCUUGCCUUAUAGAAGAAAGUGAGCAAGAUAAUGAAAACCAAGAAGCCACCUAUCCGUUGAAUUGAGUCUAGUCAAAAGGCCAGCCUGAGGCUCCUCUGGUCGGUUCAGUUUAAUUCAGAUAUUUAUCAUAGAAUACAGGUACAAUAUGGAAAUCUCAUAAGCAUAAACUUUAAAACGACUAAGCUACGCUUCCAAAGCACUUUAGUCUCAGUGUUCUUCGCUUCAUGCUCUCUCCACUGUAAGAUAACUUAGACUUUUCAUUCGCAGGAUGAGUAUAUAAUAAUUAGUUUCCAGACCAGCUAAACUGUAGCUACAGACAAUUCCAGUGUUCACCAUGGGAAGAAAAAGCCACAUGUUUUUUUAAAAACACAGAAUUAUGAUAUAGGCUCAGCACACAGUUUUUAACAUAUCAGCUUAGCUGCUCUAAUUAUAUCAAGAUAUGAGGCUGGACCACUGGCCUAUGACACAUCUAAAACCUGCCAGAAUUGACUGCCACAUAGAUAAUACUGCUGUCAGUGAACAUUCCGGGCAAGCAAGUUUUUGUAGCUGCCCCACUAUGCUGCAAUAGAUUAUCUUUCUAUUGAAGAUUUCUCGCUGCAUUCCAAUCCCAGUGUGGUGAAACUUAAUUCCUGGAUUGAAUGAACACAAAUCCGAGGUUUCAUAUAAACGCAGUUGCGGUCACUAGGUCUGAGCAUCAACUCAAAUGUGUUGAGUUUGCAAUGAAAUUCUAGUGAGAAUCACUCCAUUCACACAGUAGGAGAUUUUUAUCUGGACCUUCUAGUGUCAAAUGUGAGGAAAACAACUAUUAUUAUUUAUUGUAUUUAUAUCCAAUGCCAGGCCAAAGUAUGGAUUUAGAUCAAGCAGUGCCCUCUCCCCCACCCCCCAUCUUUCUAAUUCUUCUGCACUAUAGAAAGUCGAGACUGGAGGGAAAAUCCAUAUUCAUUGCUGCAGGGGAAAGCAGGUUUAUUAAUCCUCCAGCUGUCUUUAUUUAUAAGAUGAGACCGAUUGACCAAUGUAGCUCGGGCAGAAGUUUCAUGUGGGUGGGAUAUAUACAGGAGCCUAGGAAAACACUUCCAGAGAAGAUAACCACAGAUUGUUGUUUUUGUUUGUUCGUUUUAUAUCUUCAUGGUAAGAUAAGCCUGUCACAGAGUUACAAGGCACCAUGACACUAAGGUAGAAUGUUCCAGAAGUCUGGCUACCUUCCCAGGCUGCUCAGUUACCUGGGAGUGUCUAGUUACUGUCUUGUUCUGACGAGAGGAGCUUUUGCUCAGGAACUGCCAGUUAUAGACACCAAGUCAGCCCUGGCACACUCUCUAACCUUCUCCAAGCGUAGGUAAUGGGUCUUUGACUAUUGGAUUGCCUCAGUGUCAAGGGAGUUCCUAGGAGAAGGGACACCGAGUACACUCCAUCCCCAGACUCCACCACACUUUGAGUUGCAUUGGCAGGAUCGGUGUCUAGACAGAGUUCUUUGUUGAAGUGUCAAUGCUAGAGACAGUUGUGAGGAGAUCAUGAUGACAGCCCAGAACUUUCUAGCCUUCAAAUGCAUCCUUUUCCGGUCUUUGUUUUGAUAACAGCCAUUUUGCUAUCCGUUUGGGACAAGAGUAGAGUCUGUGGUCAUGUGAUCUACAGUUUAGGAUUAUACAGCUCCCAUUUCCUGGUGCCUGAGAUCCCAGCCAUCAGAAAGUGAUUUGGGUGAGAAUUCACAACAUAUAUGUCACCUCUGCAUAUUGAAGUGACAUCUAAUAAAACAAGGACGCCCUAUUUUGUCUGAACCCGCAGAAUGAAGCUCUGCAUCCUAGUUGGUCAUUGGGCCGCCAUCCUCUGUACCCGAUAGUGACACAAAACAUGUCGGUGCCUGUACAAGAAUUCUCAGUGCCUGUUGUGACAGACUGUGCUUAGGAGAAACAUGCGUGAGCCAUAAAGCAGGAACCACAGGUGAAAGGGCCAGUUAAAGUCCACCUGCUCCAAGUAUCAUAGAAAACCCAAAAGCCUGUUGUAUAAUCUGGUAUUGUCCCCAUCCCCAGAUACUUUGAAAACUAGGAUUCUCAGAGCAUGGAUACCCACGCUGCUAUCUUCCCACAAACAUUUCCUAGAGUUCUGGUGGGUGCAGAGCCUAGGGUGUUCUGGGUGGUUGGUUGGGGGAAGUCUUGGAAGCUGUACUUUUAUUGCAGGUCAAACAAAGCCAAAUCCAGAUAUUUCUGUGUCACUCACCAGUUGUCCAUGCCCACCCGCAAAACAAGUCAAGUUGUCCUAGCUGAUUGGUCCUCAGAUAAGGAUGCAACCAUGUUUGCAGCCCACUUAGGACACACUUGAAAGAGCCUGACUCACUAGCAUCUAAACAAUAUUAUUUCCCCAAUGCUUGGUGGCACUUCAAACUUUUGUUCUCCUGGUUGACGCAGAUCAAGGUGUUGCCUGGUGGUGCCGCCUCCUAGUGUGAAUGUUUCAGUUAAGUGUGGGUCUGAGCAUGACCGGGCUCGGCUUAGCUCACUGCUACUCAGAAAAUGACUGGCAUUCUGCUUCCUAGGCUCUAAACCCAUAUUCAGAGGGAAAAUUCACUAUUAAGCCUCACAGCGAAAUCACAGCAGUGUUGGAAUUCUUAUUUUCAAGUGCUUAUCUCACAACAUUGAAAAAUAUUUUUGGUGUAUUAAGAUUUAAAAUAAAGUCAUCAUAACUUUUGAUUUAAAA